Messenger RNA from Neofelis nebulosa (Clouded leopard), 1084 nucleotides. RefSeq names its product small integral membrane protein 28 (gene SMIM28). The coding region runs from base 195 to 692 and encodes 165 amino acids. The record is from RefSeq and is a predicted model, not a curated record. The transcript has 2 exons. NCBI's taxonomy places the organism in Eukaryota, Metazoa, Chordata, Mammalia, Carnivora, Felidae.
GAAUUUAAAUACAGGCAGUCCUGGGAGGUCUCUCUGAUUGGUUUCUCCUCCUGGUUGCCACUCGUCAAAGAACGAAUUUACCAACAGCCAUCAGCCGAGCACAUCCAAGCUGGAUGGAGGCCGCACGCAGGCGGUGUUGUUGAAAUCUGGGCAGCGAGGUAGAAGGGUGGCCAGUGCGUCAGUCGGAUGCAAACAUGCGGGGACUGAUGGCCAGCAGCUGGAGGAAGUAUGGACACGCUGGCAGGGGGACACAUGAGUGGUUAACUAGCGAAUCAAGCCUACCUCUCCCGGAAACCCAGCUGCAGGGCACCCAGAAGGUAAGUUCCGCGAAAGACGACGUGGAGCCCUUCCUGUGCAUCCUUCUUCCAGCGACCAUCCUGCUCUUCCUGGCCUUUCUGCUGCUGUUCCUGUACCGCCACUGCCAGGCCGCUAGGCCCCGGGGGCAGGUGUUCAGCAUCGACCUCCCAGAGCACCCCCCCUCGGCGGGAGAGGUCACGGACUUCCGGCCCGGCCUCCCCUGGAGCGGCGAGCCUGGCUUCCCUUACUCCCCGCUGCCCCGGGAGGCGGCCCUCGUCCCAGCGUGCUCACCACCCUCCUACGAAGAGGCCACCAGGACCCGCCCUGGGGCAGGGACUCCGGAUGCAGGCCUGCGGCGUCAGGAGGGGUCACCUCGCCCGGGGGAGCAGCUAUAAACUGCUCUCGGGAACUAUUUCAAGCUAACAGAGAGCGCCCCCCACCCUGCCACUCCCUGGGGAAGGGUGCGGUAGGGGGGUUCCAGACCUUCCCUGCACUUCCCUGGCAGGCUCCAGCAUGAAUCAGGCGCUUCAGGCUGGGGGUGAAGCCUGACAAAUGUCAAUCUGGUUAGCCAUCGUCACGCUCCGUAGGGAAAAUUUCUCCUCAACAUGUAACAGCCCUGAGAAAAAUAGGAAAGUGCUACAGGGGUUGAGAAAAAACUAGGAUUAUUAGUCAGCCUAGGAAGUAGGUCUGAAGGAAAAGGAAACCAUUGAUCAGCCACAGGAGCCUGCUUUUGCCACCAAAUAAAAUGUGUCUGCCUACACACGUUUUUCAGGGUUUUAUGGUCUCA